Messenger RNA from Xyrauchen texanus (razorback sucker), 4362 nucleotides. Its product is annotated as receptor tyrosine-protein kinase erbB-4-like. The coding region runs from base 1 to 4362 and encodes 1453 amino acids. Lineage: Eukaryota; Metazoa; Chordata; Actinopteri; Cypriniformes; Catostomidae. Gene Ontology annotation, biological process: protein phosphorylation; positive regulation of kinase activity; positive regulation of cell population proliferation. Gene Ontology annotation, cellular component: signaling receptor complex; basal plasma membrane. The transcript has 27 exons. Gene Ontology annotation, molecular function: transmembrane receptor protein tyrosine kinase activity; ATP binding; epidermal growth factor receptor binding. The record is from RefSeq and is a predicted model, not a curated record.
AUGGCUUUGUGGAUUAAUACCAGGCUCUGCGCUGCAGCUGGCAGGCUUCCAAUUUACAGAGCAGACAGAGACACAGAACUUUCCGGCAAACCUAAAGGUGGAGGAAUCCGUUUUUUCAUCAACAGCAGUUGGUGCAAUGAUGUGACAGUGAUCCAGCAGCACUGUUCUCCUGACCUGGAAUCUUUCUCCAUAAACUUUUGUCCUGGCACCGAUAACAAGCUCAGUACACUGUCUGAUUUGGACCAACAGUACAGAACUCUUCGAAAGUUCUAUGAAAACUGUGAGGUGGUCAUGGGUAAUCUGGAGAUAACCAGUAUCGAACGGAACCGCAACCUAUCUUUUCUGAAGUCUAUCCGAGAAGUGACAGGUUACGUGUUAGUGGCUCUGAACCAGUUUGACUAUCUUCCACUGGAGAACCUGCGGAUCAUCCGUGGUACUACACUUUACGAGGGACGUUAUGCGCUGGCCAUCUUUCUCAACUACAGACGGGAUGGCUACUACGGCCUUAGACAACUUGGCCUCAAGAACUUGACAGAAAUCCUGAAUGGAGGUGUAUAUGUGGAUCAGAAUAAAUUCUUGUGCCAUGCUGACACCAUCCACUGGCAAGAUAUCAUCAAGAACCCCCGUUCUGAACUUCUGGUUGUACCCUAUAACAAUAGUGGGAACACAUGCAGAAGGUGUUAUCGCUCAUGUAAUGGCCGCUGUUGGGGACCACAGGAAGAUCAGUGCCAAAGCUUAACAAAGACGGUUUGUGCAGAGCAGUGUGAUGGUCGUUGUUUUGGUCCUUACGUCAGUAAUUGCUGCCAUCGAGAAUGUGCUGGAGGCUGUUUUGGGCCCAAAGACACAGACUGCUUCGCUUGUACGAAUUUCAAUGACAGCGGUGCGUGUGUGACACAGUGUCCUCAACCAUUUGUCUACAAUCCAACAACCUUCCAGCUCGACCACAAUCCUAAAGCCAAAUACACCUAUGGAGCAUUCUGUGUCAAGAAAUGCCCACAUAACUUUGUGGUGGAUCACAGCUCUUGUGUCAGAGCCUGUCCGAGCAACAAGAUGGAGGUUGAGGAAAAUCACAUUAAGAUGUGCAUCCCAUGCACUGACAUCUGUCCGAAAAUGUGUGAUGGAAUAGGUACCGGCAGUCUUCAGACAGCUCAAACUGUAGAUUCCAGCAACAUUGAGAAGUUUGUCAAUUGCACCAAGAUCAACGGCAACCUCAUCUUCCUCAUCACUGGCAUCAAAGGAGAUAUGUAUCAUGGCAUCGGAGCUCUGGAUCCUGAGCGACUACAUGUAUUCCGCACCGUCAGAGAGAUCACAGGUUAUGUGAACAUCCAGUCCUGGCCAGAGAACAUGACUGAUCUUGGUGUCUUUUCCAACCUUGUUACCAUAGGAGGAAGAACGCUGUAUAGUGGUAUUUCUCUGCUGAUCCUCAAACAGCGCUGGAUCUCUUCACUGCAGUUCCAGUCUCUGAGAGAGAUCAGUGCUGGUAACGUCUACAUAACCAACAACAGUCAGCUCUGCUUUUACAAUACGGUGAAUUGGACAGGCCUUUUCCGCACCAGCACCCAGAGAGCGCUCAUCAAAAACAACAGAGACCCUAGAGUGUGCACCCAGCAAAAGAUGAUCUGUGAUCCACUGUGUUCAGAAGCAGGAUGCUGGGGUCCUGAUCCAGACCAGUGUCUGUCUUGUAAAUUUUUCAGCCGUGAAAGGACCUGUGUCAAGUUCUGUAAUCUUUAUGAUGGAGAUGUUCGAGAGUUUGCCAACGGUACUUUGUGUGGUGAGUGUGACAGCCAGUGUGAAAAGGCAGAAGAUAAAACUGUAACCUGUCAUGGCCCUGGUCCAGACCAUUGUACAAAAUGCCUGUAUCUCAAAGAUGGGCCCAACUGUGUGGAGAAAUGCCCUGAUGGUCUUCAGGGAGCAAACAGCUUCAUCUUCAAAUAUGCUGAGACCAACAACGAGUGCCAUCCCUGCCACCCCAACUGCACCCAGGGGUGUACUGGACCCCGGAUCCAAAAUUGUAUUGGAAUGCUGGACAGGACUCCUCUGAUUGCAGCUGGGGUGAUUGGGGGCAUGUUUGUGGUCGUAAUCGUGGCACUUGGAUUUUCUAUCUUUUUCCGCCGCAAGAGCAUCCGGAAGAAAAGAGCUUUACGGCGUUUCCUAGAAACAGAGUUGGUGGAGCCGUUAACGCCAAGUGGCACAGCACCCAACCAGGCUCAACUACGUAUAUUGAAGGAGACUGAGCUCAAGAGGGUCAAGAUCCUGGGAACUGGAGCAUUUGGUACUGUUUACAAGGGAAUCUGGGUUCCAGAAGGGGAAUCGGUGAAGAUUCCUGUGGCCAUAAAGAUACUCAAUGAAUGCACAGGACCAAAACCAAAUGUUGAGUUUAUGGAUGAGGCACUGAUCAUGGCCAGCGUGGAACAUCCUCAUCUAGUGCGUCUGUUAGGGGUCUGUUUGAGUCCCACUAUCCAGCUAGUCACUCAACUGAUGCCCCACGGCUGUCUGCUGGACUAUGUACAUGAGCAUCAGGGGAACAUCGGCUCCCAGUUACUGCUCAACUGGUGCGUACAGAUCGCAAAGGGUAUGAUGUAUCUGGAGGAAAGACAAUUGGUUCACAGAGAUCUGGCUGCCCGUAACAUCCUGGUGAAAUCUCCAAACCACAUCAAAAUCACUGACUUUGGGAUUGCUCGAUUGCUGGAUACUGAUGAAAAGGAGUACAAUGCAGAUGGAGACAAGAUGUCCAUCAAAUGGAUGGCCUUAGAGUGCAUUCACUACAGGAAGUUCACGCACCAGAGUGAUGUAUGGAGCUAUGGGGUGACUAUGUGGGAAUUAAUGACAUUUGGAGGAAAGCCCUAUGAUGGGAUUACCACACGCGAGAUUCCAGACAUCUUAGAGAAGGGAGAACGUUUGCCCCAGCCGCCCAUCUGCACCAUAGAUGUCUACAUGGUCAUGGUGAAAUGCUGGAUGAUUGAUGCUGAUAGUCGGCCUAGAUUUAAAGAACUUGCUGCAGAGUUCAGCCGCAUGGCAAGAGAUCCUCAGCGAUACCUCGUCAUUCAAGGGGACGAUCGCAUGAAGAUUCACAGCCCUAACCACAGCAAGUUCUUCCAGAGUAUUCUAGAUGAGGAGGAGCUGGAUGACCUGAUGGAUGCUGAGGAGUACUUGGUUCCUCAUUCCUUAAAUGCUCCUCCCACUUCCCAUAUGUUCCGCCCACAUGUAGACUCAAAUCAAAACCAGUUUGGGUAUCAUGAUGGAACUCUGUGUCCUGAGGAGGUGACAGGGACCCGACAUCGGGAGGUAGCUGCUGCAGGAAGUGGCACUUCUGUCUCUGGGGGUGUUCCGAAAGCAGGUCUGAACUCCGGAGUAGAGGAGCAGCAGUGCAAUGGAAGCUUAAAGAAAAAUAGCACAAUUCACUCAGUGGAGGACAGCAGUGGCCAGCGCUAUAGUGCAGACCCCACUGUUCUGUUGGGAGAAAGAGGACAGAGGGGAGACACAGAUGAGGAUGGUUAUAUUUCCCCAAUGAAGGAAAAGAGCUCCACAAAUCAUUUGAAUCAUGUUGAGGAGAAUCCUUUUGUAACAAGACGUAAAAAUAAAGACAUCAAUGCACUUGACAACCCGGGUUACCACAGCACCCCAGACGGAAAGCCCAAGUGUGAAGACGAGUACAUUAACAAGCCCCUUUACCUCACCACACCAGUUUACAACACCAGUGACAUGAGGAAAAAUGCAGUUUCAAUCCCAGAGCAGGUGACAACACCAACCCACAUAGCAAGCAGCCACGUUUCCGAAGUCACUCAGAUGGGUAAACACCAUCACCACAUCCACGGACCACACGUUCACUUUGCAUUACCACCGGUUCAACCAGUGCACUCUGGAUCGAUGAGUCAAAAUGAUCAACAUAUUCAGUCAGAUCAGUCAGUCCUUGAUCUCACCAGCAAAUCUGGCCAGCCACUACCACUACCAGCAGGUCAAAUAUGCCUAGUCAGCCAUCAAGUCCCAACAAAGUCAAAUCGUUCGCCCCAACAGUUUCAUUUGGCAAAGUCUGCAGUGGCAGGGAAAAGUGGCCUGUCAGGUUACCAUGUACAACCAGGCAGCAUGAUUCAAUCAGGACAGAUUGGGUCUGUACUAGUGGACAAGGUGUACAAGAAUACCUUCGACAAUCCUGAGUAUUGGCAGCACAGCCUUCCACACAAGGUUACCCCUCAGAACUCCCAAGACCCUUCAAUAUUCUGCAAUAACAAGUUCCCCUACAAGCAGAAUGGCCGAAUUCAUCCUGCUUUGGCUGAAAACCCUGACUACCUGACAGAGUAUGGUGUGAAGCCGGGAACAGUCCUGCCUCCUCCUCCAUACCGGCAGAGGAACACUGUGGUCUAA